AUGGUUUUCACCAUGAUGGUGCUCGCAGGUCGCAAGGAUGGAAUCACCCACGAAGAGUUCAAGAGAAGAUAUGAGCAACACAUGUUGCUGGUGGAGGAGAUAUGCGGUGACGCCAUGCCCCUCAAGCACACGAGAUGGUACCCGCCGCACGGAGCGGACGGCAAGCCGAUUCUCCUGUCCGGCAAUACCGACGAAAUGUAUUAUGAUGUGAUUGCAACGAUCACUUUCGAGGAUAAAGCCGGUAUGGAGCGAUUCAGUGCCGCGUUGACGGCACCUGAGGCGGAUGCGAGAAUCAUGGCUGAUGAGGCUGGAUUUUGGGAUCGCAACAAAAUGCAUGUCACGGUCGGUGGAGACGUCAAGGUGUGGGAAAAGAAGUGA
Molecule: messenger RNA, 378 nt
Organism: Colletotrichum karsti
Lineage: Eukaryota; Fungi; Ascomycota; Sordariomycetes; Glomerellales; Glomerellaceae
Product: HypE protein
Exons: 1
Coding region: 1-378 (125 amino acids)
Molecular function (GO): oxidoreductase activity
Source: RefSeq, a predicted model, not a curated record